Pomacea canaliculata is the source of this 3483-nucleotide messenger RNA. Its product is annotated as tubulin polyglutamylase TTLL11-like. Gene Ontology annotation, cellular component: cilium. The record is from RefSeq and is a predicted model, not a curated record. The transcript has 9 exons. Bases 271 to 2880 code for a protein of 869 amino acids. NCBI's taxonomy places the organism in Eukaryota, Metazoa, Mollusca, Gastropoda, Architaenioglossa, Ampullariidae. Gene Ontology annotation, molecular function: tubulin binding; tubulin-glutamic acid ligase activity. Gene Ontology annotation, biological process: protein polyglutamylation; microtubule cytoskeleton organization.
CUAAGCAAGCUCAGUUGUUGAAAUAUGUCGGAAGCUGACGUCGUGAACACAUGCGUGCUCAAUACUGUUGAGUAAUCAGUAUCAUACUGAGUCAUGGGAAAGAUAAAAAUCACUUCGUUUGCUCAGACAGAAUUGACUGAAAGUUAUUCCCAAGGCUCGUCUUCACCUUAUCAGUAGAGAUCUACUCGUGCACUGGAAUAAUUAAGAUACUGAUGCUGGGGCUCUACAUUAUCUCCAGGCAUCUUUAUCCCCCUCAACGAUGACAACAAAAUGCGAAGUCAAAGAAAAAACAAUGUACUCCUGCAUCAGCAACAGAUGAGAGCCAUCUACGGCAACACCAACGGGGGCAUCCAGCCCAUCCGGGGAUUAAAGCCCUCCGAAAUCGCGCAGCUGGUGGAAAUGCAAUCGUCCAAGCGUGAUGUCAGAGAGUCCAAGGAAGAGGCCGCUCAGAAGUCGCACAGCAGCCUGCAGAUUUCCCAACGACCCUCGCUGAUGUCACAGGUUGUGCAGCGGCCCGCGGAGACGUCACACUCGCGGGUUUCCAUCAGCACUACUUUUGCCCUUACCCUCGCAAGCAAGCCCAAGGUACGGCGCCGGCCAUUUCUGAUCCCUCCGCUCCAGGUCAAUGAGAAGCCGACCCCGAAGCAUAUCGUCACCAUAGACACAUCCAAGGCGCGCGGUAACACAGAUGUCGUGCGCCUGGUCGCCAGAGACCUCGGCUGGAAGGAGUGCCCGUGGCCCCGACGAGACCAGCCCUGUGACGUCACGUGGCACGCGGUCAGUUUCUACGACCAGCCGGACAUUUUUUCUGGACAAGUAAACAAAUUUCCCGGUUCGCUGGAGGUCUUUCACAAGGUCAACCUCUUCCGGCAGCUGGAGCUGAUGAAGCAGAUGUACCCGGAUGACUUCAACUUCUUCCCGCGCACCUGGCUGCUGCCGCAGCAGUACCACGAGUUCUCCAACGACGUGCGUCACUUGAGCGAGCGGCGAGGACGCCACAAGCCCACCUUCAUCAUCAAACCCAGCGAGGGUUCGCAAGGGGAAGGCAUCUACCUCAUCCGCGACCCGCAGCAGUACUCCGGCCCCAAUAACCGCUCGCACGUGGCGCAGGAAUACCUGGCCAACGUCCUGCUUCUGGACGGCUUCAAGUUCGACCUGCGCGUGUACGCCGUGCUGCGCAGCCUGGAUCCGCUGGAGGUGCACAUCUGCCACGAAGGGUUGGCGCGCUUCUCCACCGUGCAGUACGAGCAGCCCAGCAACCGCAACCUGGGCGAGACCUACAUGCAUCUCACCAACUACUCGCUCAACAAGCGCAGCGCCACCUUUGACAAGUCCGAGAAGGAGGACGAGGGCAGCAAGCGGAAGCUUACCAGCGUCUUCCGCCGCCUGCAGCGCAUGGGCUACGACACGCAGCGCCUGUGGGUGACCAUCGAGCGCAUCGUCUGCAAGACCCUCAUGGCCGUCAUCGGUGAACUCAAGGUCGAGCUGCAGUCGGUGAUUUCGCCAUGCAAGCCCCAUCCCACCUGCUUUCAGGUGUUAGGAUUCGACAUCCUCCUCCUCAAGGACCUGCGGCCCGUGCUCCUGGAGGUCAACUCCAACCCGAGCCUGAGUAUCAUGGGAGAACAGGAAGUCGCCCCCGGCAUCGUGGAAUACAUUCCCUCCAUCAAGGAUGAAGAGGUAAAGCGUGCGCUCAUCCGUGACACUCUGAUCCUCAUCGCACCCAAGAACAAGAAGACGAGAAGGAGGCGGAAGAAGCGACACCACAGGACACAAGUCACCGUCGAAGACAUGGAAGUGGACCCUCCUCCGUCAAUAAAGCUCACCCGCCAUCGAAACCGGAAGCGUGAGCGCGACAUCUCCAUCCGAAUCGUGGAAGAAGACCCGCCGGUGCCGGAGACGGUCAAGUCCAUCUUCGCAGAGAACCAGCCUCGGCCCCUCGUGCGGCAAGAGACCUGUCGCGUCUUCCACGAGGCACAAGGGGAACAAACCAACGUCGAGUCGCCUCCCAUGCCGCCAUCACCGCACUUGAGAGGACCCGUGUUCCUGGACGCCGGCGACCAGCACUUGCCCGCCCUGACUCAGCAGCAGUCGCCCACGGGUGGGGAGAACAAGCAGCUCGUGGCGUUCAUGGAAGGGGAUGUGGACAUCUCCUCCCAGCCCUUGCCCAACUAUCCGUACCCGGAGUCGUCGGAGGACGAGGAUGGAGAGGAGGAGGAGGAGUCGUGCCUGAAGGAAAUUUACCCCGCCCUCUACGCCGACGAUCUGCAGCAUCUGCGGGUGAUGGACAGGCUGGCGGACGUUUUCAUUGGCUGUCUCAGCGUCCGGGGGUGUUCGCGCAUGGGACCCACGGCGUUCAGGAUGUUCGCCAGGAAGUGCAGACUCAACAAAAAAGGCCUGACGAACGCCUCCAUCGACAUCUUGUACAUCGACGUGAAGCGCAAAUGGGAAAUGUUGAAUCCAGACAUGACAGCAGGUCUUAGUUUUCACGGUUUUGUGGACAUCUGCUUCGAAAUCGCCAGGCGCAAGUUUCACACAAACAGCAAGGCCAAGAUGAUGGAGGAGCUGGUCAGCUACUGUGAGGAGAACAUGAAGCACCGAGCGGUUGAGGAGGAGGUGUCUCCCACCCGGUUAUCUGCUCAGAUGUCACGUGUACCCAAGCGUUCCGUCAACCUGUUUCCUCGUAGAACGAUCACAUCCCUCGAGGAGGAGACAGAGAAGUUCUUCCCUCGCCGAAUCACCUCACUUGAAGAAGACACCGACAACUCUUCUUUCCAGCAUCGGAAAUCAUACACGGCAGAGAUGAACAAUCUGAUAAGGGAGAUUCACAAACGACACUACGCUCCCUCUCCAAUGUCGUUGUUGCUCCCAGAGGGAGAGUGAGUGCAUGAUGUCAGCACAAAUGGAUGCUUACACAACUCCUCAUUUCGAGUUCCUCAUUCCUGAUCCACCACCUGCUAGUAAUGGGAAAUUAUUGUUGUUGUGACAAAACUUUUGACCUGACUGUUCAGUUUACCAUCAAAACAUCAGUGGCAAAAUUUUGCUUGACUUUCCUUACACUUUUGGCUUUGGAGGUUCCAUUAACGCCCAUGUCACAGAGACAGAUUCAUUGACCAUGUUGUGUGACAGGCACAGAGAUCAACCAUAUUUCAUUGUACGGGACUAUACAAUUAAGACUUCAUUCUAAUGUUGUGCAAUUUUUGAUGUGGUCUGUGUGUGGUGUGCAUACUUAUCUACAUGAACAAGAGAAUAGACCACACAUACACAUUCUCACACACCACAUGCGACGAGUUAACUUGCAGAUUCCUCUUACUCAAGCUAAUUUUUUUGUUCUAGCAGCCUACAAAUUUUAAUUUAUGCAUAUCAGAGUUUUAGAGAAACUUGCAGGAUUAUUUCUAUAAUUCGUAAGUUUUUCAUGUUAAAAAAGUACUUUUGCUCAUAAAAAUGAUUUAUUAGAUACAGUGGGUCAAACUUUACAAAAAACAA